GCAUUCUGGGAGCGGAAGCGGCGCGGGCGGCAGCAUGGCGGGCACCGGGCGGAGGAGCCUGGCGGAGCUGAGCGUGGACGAGUUCCUCACGGCCGGCUUCGAGUCGGAGCCCGACGGCGACGAGGAGGAGCAGGAGGAGGCGAGGCCGAAGCCGAAGCAGCGGGAGCGGCCCCGGCCUCAGGCGGCCGCCAGGAAGAAGGGGAAGGCGUCUGAGCACAAAGACCAGCUCUCCCGGCUGAAGGAAAAGGAUCCUGACUUUUACAAGUUUUUGGAAGAAAACGACCGCACUCUGCUGAACUUUGAUGCUUCAGACAGCUCUGAUGAGGAGGACGAGAGGUUGCACGUACCCCCUCAUACACUGGAGGAAGCAAGUGAUGAAGAUGAAGAAGAUGAAGACGAAGAUGAAGAAGAACGUAAAACAGCCAAAUGUAAGAAAGCCGAUACCAUUCCUGUGAGCUUGAAGAUGGUUGAAGAAUGGAAGAAAGCUGCAGAGAGACGGCUAACACCAAGACUUUUCCAUGAAAUCACUCAAGCAUUCAAAGCAGCUGUAGCAACUACCAAAGGAGAUAAUGGUGGGGCUGACCCUAGCAAGUAUCAAGUCGUUGAUGCUGCAGUGUUCAAUGCCCUUGUGUCCUUCUGUGUCCGGGACCUCUUCAACUGCCUGCAAGAGCUGCUGCUUAUAAAAGCCCCGAAGAACAAACAAAAAAUGGUCCUCCCUUCCAGCAGCCCAAUCUGGAGCAAGCUGCGACUGGACGUAAGAAUGUACCUGACCUGUACAAUCCAACUCCUGUCUUGUUUAACAGAAGCCUCUGUUGGAGCAGCAGUCCUUCAGCAUGUCAGUGCCAUAGUGCCUUAUUAUCUGAGCUUCCCAAAGCAGUGCCGCAUGCUUCUCAAGCGAGCAGUUCAUUUGUGGAGCACGGGCGAGGAAACCGUGAGAGUACUGGCCUUCCUCGUGCUGAACAAGAUCUGCCGCCAGAAGAAAGACGUGUACCUGCAUACCUUGCUGAAGCAAAUGUACAUCUCCUUCGUGAAGAACUCAAGAUUUACUUCUCCCAACGUGCUGCCCAUGAUCAACUUCAUGCAGCGGACGCUGACGGAGAUGUAUGCCCUGGACACCCAGAUCUCCUACCAGCAUGCCUUCAUCUAUAUCCGGCAGCUCGCCAUUCACUUGCGCAGUGCUAUGACCAUAAAGAAGAAGGAGAACUUCCAGUCUGUCUACAACUGGCAGUACGUCCACUGCCUCUAUUUCUGGUGUCGGGUUCUCAGCACGAUCUACCCCAGCGAGGUGAUGGAGCCCUUGAUCUAUCCUCUGACCCAGGUCAUCAUUGGCUGUAUAAAGCUGGUACCCACUGCUCGGUUCUACCCGCUGCGCAUGCACUGCAUCCGUGCCCUUACGCUGCUGUCCGAGAACACCAGGACCUUCAUCCCGGUGCUGCCAUUUAUCCUGGAGAUUUUCCAGCAAGUGGAUUUCAACAAGAGGCCAGGACGCAUGAGUGCUAAGCCUAUAAACUUCGCGGUGAUCCUGAAGCUUUCCAAUGCCAACCUGCAGGAGAAAGCCUUCCGAGAUGGACUCAUUGAACAGCUCUAUGACCUGAUUCUUGAGUAUCUCCACUGCCAAGCCCACAGCAUUGGGUUCCCAGAGUUGGUUCUCCCCACUGUCAUCCAGCUAAAAUCGUUCCUGAAGGAAUGCAAGAUUGCCAACUACUGCAAGCCUAUCCGGCAGCUCCUGGAGAAACUGCAGGAAAAUUCUGCCUACAUCGCCAGCAGGCGUCAGAAAGCUACCUUCGGUGUGGCCAGCAGGGAGUCUGUGGAGCAGUGGGAGAAGCAGGUCAAAGAGGAGGGGACGCCUCUGACGAAGUACUACGCUCAGUGGAAGAAGCUGAGAGAGAAGGAGAUUCAGCUGGAAAUCACUGGCAAAGAAAGACUCGAAGACUUGAACUUCCCAGAAAUCAAACGUAAGAAGCAAGAGGAAAGGAAGGAGGAAGAUAAGAAGGAAUUCAAGGAGCUGUUUGAGCUGGACACUGACUCCGAUGAGGAGAACACUGGGAUUGCUGUAAAAGGGAAAUCCAAAGCCAAAGCGGCAUCGGAUGACAGCUCCGAAGCAAGCAGCAAGGAGGACUUCGGUGAGGACGAUGAUGAUGAAGAGGGAGAGUACGAAGUCGAGGAGGACGAGGAAGAUUUGGAAGACGACGGCGACUCCGAUGAGGACGACAGCACGGAGGGCAAGCAGAAGCAGAGGCCCGGCCCCCGGGGGCUGUCACGGGCUGACCUCCAGCAGCUGGCCCAAGGCGACGAGGACGUUGUGGAGGACCUGGCGUUCUCCGAUGAGGACUGAGCACCUCUUGGCCCUUACAGCCCCGCUGGACCCCCCCCCCCAGCUGGUCUCCAGGAGGUGGUAAGGGGGGGACCCAGCCCCAGGUGCCACCAAGGACUGUUACGGUGACCCGACAAAGCAGCUGCUUGGACUUUUCAAGCUUUUUCUACUGACUAUAUAUUUUUGGUAACGUUUUUGGGCACUUCAAAGCCGGUAAAACUUCUCAGCGUAGGUAAUAAAAAGCCCUCAUUAAAA
Molecule: messenger RNA, 2569 nt
Organism: Cygnus atratus (black swan)
Lineage: Eukaryota; Metazoa; Chordata; Aves; Anseriformes; Anatidae
Gene: NOC2L
Product: NOC2 like nucleolar associated transcriptional repressor
Exons: 19
Coding region: 35-2335 (766 amino acids)
Biological process (GO): ribosomal large subunit biogenesis; negative regulation of transcription by RNA polymerase II
Cellular component (GO): Noc2p-Noc3p complex; nucleoplasm; Noc1p-Noc2p complex
Molecular function (GO): histone binding; transcription corepressor activity
Source: RefSeq, a predicted model, not a curated record